AUGUGUGGUAUCAUCGGUUUAAUAUUGGCGAACCCCAAGUCGUCCGCCGCCGUCGAUCUUCACGAAGCGCUCUACCUUCUACAACAUCGAGGCCAAGAUGCUGCGGGUAUUGCAACGUGCGCGGCAGGUGGUCGCUUCUACCAGUUGAAGGCCAACGGUAUGGCAGCCAAGGUUUUCAAUGAUGGUGCGAGAGUGGCGGACCUUCCAGGCUUCAUGGGCAUUGGACAUCUGAGAUACCCAACUGCUGGAAGCAGCGCGAAUGCCGAGGCUCAACCCUUCUAUGUGAACAGCCCCUACGGUAUUUGCCUGGCCCAUAACGGAAACCUGAUCAAUGCUCCCGAGUUGAAAAGAUACUUGGAUCUCGAGGCCCACCGUCACAUCAACACCGAUAGUGAUAGUGAGCUGAUGCUGAACAUCUUUGCCGAUGAGCUCAGCGAGACCAAGAAGGCGCGUGUGAACAGGGAAGAUCUCUUUGCAAGCCUUAGCAGGAUGUACGAGAGAUGUCAGGGUGGCUGGGCUUGCACGGCGAUGCUGGCAGGGUUCGGUAUUCUCGGUUUCCGUGACUCAUACGGUAUCCGUCCUCUGGUUCUUGGUUCCAGACCCUCCCUGGACGGCCCCGGCACGGAUUACAUGAUGGCCUCCGAGUCGGUUGCCCUGCACCAGCUUGGAUUCAGCAACUUCCGUGAUAUCCAGCCUGGUGAAGCCGUUAUCAUCGAAAAAGGUGGAGAGCCGGUCUUCCGCCAGGUGGCGCCGAAGAAGGCAUAUGCUCCCGAUAUUUUCGAGUAUGUCUACUUCGCACGUCCCGACUCCGUCAUCGACGGUAUCAGCGUUUACCGGAGCCGUCAGCGCAUGGGUGAUCGCCUUGCCGCGAGAAUCGUCGAUGUUCUCGGACCUGAAAUUGUCAAGGACAUCGACGUCGUUAUUCCCAUUCCUGAAACCUCAACCACGUCGGCUGCAGCGGUUGCUCGUUAUCUCGACAAGCCGUACUGCCAGGGUUUCGUCAAGAAUAGAUAUGUCUUCCGUACCUUCAUCAUGCCUGAACAAAAGACUCGGCAAAAGGGUGUCCGUCGCAAGCUGAACGCCAUGCAAGCCGAGUUCAAGGACCGAAAUGUCCUCUUAGUAGACGACAGUAUCGUGCGCGGUACCACCAGCAGAGAAAUCGUCACCAUGGCGAGGGAAGCUGGGGCUAAGAAGGUCUACUUUGCUAGUUGCGCGCCUGAGAUCACACACGCUCACGUGUACGGUAUCGACUUGGCAUCGCCUAGCGAGCUCGUUGCACACGGCCGCGACGCUGACAGUAUCGCAAGACACAUUGGCGCUGACAGCGUCAUUUUCCAGACUCUGGACGACUUGAUUGGUGCCUGUGCCGAGAUCACUAAGGAAAACGGAUUGCGCGAACCUGUCAACUUCGAAGUUGGAGUCUUCUGCGGCAACUACAUUACUCCCAUCGAUGACGGCUACUUUGACCAUCUCGAGAAGAUUCGCGGCGAAGGACGCAAGAUCAAGGCUGUUGACCGUGCCAAAGAGGCUGUCACUCAUGGUUUCGCCAAUGAAGAGGACUACCAGAUUGCUGCUAAUGGAGUUAAGCUCGAUCAACAUGGCAAGAUCAUUCCUGCCAAUUACCCUGGAGAAUCCGAAGUGCCUCAGGUGGGCUUCAACCGGUGCAACAAAGCCAUGACGCACGAAGAGGAACCUCCCAAGGUUAAGGAUCGUAUGGAUAUCAGCAUCCAUAACAUUGCUGAUCACGAAUGA
Aspergillus fischeri NRRL 181 is the source of this 1752-nucleotide messenger RNA. RefSeq names its product amidophosphoribosyltransferase. The record is from RefSeq and is a predicted model, not a curated record. Lineage: Eukaryota; Fungi; Ascomycota; Eurotiomycetes; Eurotiales; Aspergillaceae. The transcript has 4 exons. Gene Ontology annotation, cellular component: cytoplasm. Gene Ontology annotation, molecular function: amidophosphoribosyltransferase activity. Gene Ontology annotation, biological process: purine nucleobase biosynthetic process; purine nucleotide biosynthetic process. The coding region runs from base 1 to 1752 and encodes 583 amino acids.